UUUUCACCAUAUAACGCGUUUGAACGCUUCCUUUCGAGUUCUCAUAAUAUUAGUUGUUUUGUCAUGGACUAGUAAUAACUCUACCCUCUUCCUCCGAGCACCUCUGAUUUAUUACUGCAUAAUAAUCAGUAUUGCUGGUACAUUUUCCAAAUCAUUUCAUUUUACGUAUUAUUUAAAGGUAAUUACAUUUAGGAAGCACCUUCAACUUUCUUUUACGUCGUAUUGCAUACGUUGUGUUUCCUAAAGAAAAUUUUCCUUUCCCUCCACCUUCUUUUUGUGCUGAUUCCCUUUCUCUUCGUUUUUAAAACACGUAUUUUCUAGCUAUUUUGAUUUAUUGCUGUACAAGUUGAAAAAUGUCAAAGAACGCUUUUUCUUCCGUGGCCGAUUCGGUCACUUCUUUUUUCCAGUCGUUGACAACAUCCAAUAGACACGCUGACCCUGCCUUUAACCCCAAUCGUCGUGAUAAAAAUUCAAGACUACCUACUCCCUUACAGUCCAUUGCUACCUCUGGGUAUACUGGCGUUAAUGCUAGUCAGACUGGGCUGUUGAGCGACAGCAGAAGUACUUCUACUCACAAUCUAUCGAACGCGAACUCCCAAGCUCCCACAAAGGUUCCUUAUGUCCCAGGAAGUCGCUCCAACGAACUUGCCAACAAUGCAAUGGAAAUUCAAAUGCAAGAGAUAAACCCUAAUGGAACUGCUAACUUGCCUGCUCCCGUUUCCGAAUCUUGGAGACGUAUUGAUCGAUGGGCAGAAGAGAAUUACUACGAGUUGUACUGCCAAUUAUGCCCAGGCGGUACUGCUGCCGAUGUUGACAGUCUUGAGUAUGAACUAGAGUGCACCCUGCCUCGUGACGUUCGUGAAAGUAUGUACAUCCAUGAUGGCCAAGAUCGUGGUGGUCAACUCACCGGAAUUUUAUUUGGUGUUACAUUAUUGGAUAUUGAGGAAAUUGAAGAAGAAUCCGAACUUUGGCGUCGUGUCGCUCAAUCUUAUGCCGAGGCCACUAUAGCUGGAAAGAUUGACCAGGCUGUCGCUUCCCGUCAAUCAUCUUUCCCACCAGGUGCUGUCCAGUGCGUGUAUGCUCAUCCUGGUUGGAUUCCACUCGCCAAGGAUUUCGUCGGUAAUAAUAUCGCUGUAGACCUUGCUCCUGGUCCCGCUGGUCAUUGGGGACAGGUCAUUUUAUUCGGUCGCGACCAAGAUACAAAAUAUGUCAUUGCUCGUUCUUGGGCUGACUUCUUAGCCAUUGUGGCUUACGAUAUGGAGAAUGGAAAAUGGGUAGUCGACGAGGAUGAUAAUUCUUUGCGUCUUAUCUACGGUCCUCCUCGCGAACAAUGGUCCUAUCUUGAUAUAUUGAAGUACAGAGCUCGUAAAGCUGAAAAGAGAAAGCUUAGAAAACAAGACUCGAAGAAUAACUCUGUCACUCCGAAGGACCAAGGAAGUUCGAAUGACCAAGAUUUGAGCUCUUCAACUGCUGUUUUGGAAAGUGGGUUGGAAGACGUUCCACUUUAUGGUCAUUCUAAGGAUGAUGACCACUUGUUAAAGAAAGAAGCCGAGGAAGAAGAUCUUGGCUUAAUGGAUGCUCCUAAGAAUAGCAAGGCAUCAAAGCCGGCUUCCGAUGACAAAGAAAUCAGCAAGGAACCAGCCUUUGAAGAUGCCAAAGAAGAAUCUUCACCCAAAAUUAACGAAAACGACAAAAAUAAAUCUCCUUCAGAAGCAAAGCAAAGUGGCUCCGACGAAUCUCAGAAGGACAGUGCUUCAACGGAGGAGGAACAAGAAGUCUCUAAUGAACAAAAAGAAGAUUAAUUCAAAAAUAUUUAAAGACUGCAUGUGUUUAUUCUUAAACUUUGGCAUGUAUUCACUAUUGUUAUAAUGACCCUUAGUUGUGCAUUUCAAAAGAUCAUUAUAAAGUCUAUCUAUCUAUUUUGAUGUACCCUCUUGACUAUAACUUUGAAGCUAUCUUUUUAUUCCAAUACCCUUUUGUUUGAAUUUUUCUUUCUUUUUAAAUCUAACUUAUGACUGCAAUCUACUUUUUUCUACGUUGCAAAUAUUACUUUUAUACUUAA
Messenger RNA from Schizosaccharomyces octosporus yFS286, 2062 nucleotides. Its product is annotated as cell wall biosynthesis/cell cycle regulator. Lineage: Eukaryota; Fungi; Ascomycota; Schizosaccharomycetes; Schizosaccharomycetales; Schizosaccharomycetaceae. Gene Ontology annotation, biological process: regulation of fungal-type cell wall biogenesis; cell wall biogenesis. The transcript has a single exon. The coding region runs from base 354 to 1802 and encodes 482 amino acids. Gene Ontology annotation, cellular component: mating projection tip. The record is from RefSeq and is a predicted model, not a curated record.